CAGCAGUGGCGAUUGAAAACGGACCACGGGGACCGCACGCGGACGUAUAUACCAUACGCGUGUGCAGUGUGCGCGGCUAUUAACCCAGGGAUAUAAUAAUUAUUUUUUUAAAGUAAAGAGUAAAAAAACCUAUCAAAGCUAUUUGUAAUAGUCCCUUAAAACACAAUAUACGUACACAUACAGUUUAAAUAACCACUAUAUUGUGAAUAAACAAGUAAGUGUAACAGUGAUAACGUUAAAACACUGAUAAAUAUGGCGAACAACGUAGCACCAGACUCGUGGGAACAGCAGGCGGACAAUGGUGAUACGACAACUGCCGACAGUAAUUUUAUCGAGGGUAAAUUUUCAACAUUGAACGUUAAUGCAGCGGAAUUUGUGCCUUCCUUCUGCAUAAAUACUAUACCUGAUAAAACAUCAACGAGUUUGCCAACGAGUGUUGACGACAGUUGUGUGGAUAACAGUACCGGGAGUACUACAGGCGACACGCCAAUUGGUGAUACCAAUACUGCUGAUGUCGCCGUCACCACCUUUGUACCACCCGAGACUCAUCAUGCUGCAACUGUACCAGCUCUGCCACCCGAUCCUGUCGGCAACAGGAUGGAAGAGCCACCCGCAGGCGGGGGUGCACCACCGCCCAGUGUCACCGAUCCAGAGGCCAGCAACAGUAGCCCUGAACAUCAGCCAGCUGAUUCGUGGGAAGAAGCUGCUGUCGAUGGCGAUCCAUUACUAACACCAGAGAAUGAAGAAGCUGAUAUCGAGGAGGAUGAAGAAGCGGUUGUGAAAGUAACUAAAAAGAAACCUGUCAAAGUAACCGAGGAUACUAAAAGUAAAAAGGAGCACGUCAAUGUGGUUUUUAUUGGACAUGUGGACGCUGGUAAAUCAACAAUUGGUGGUCAAAUAAUGGCUCUAACAGGUAUGGUAGACAAGAGAACACUCGAGAAAUACGAGAGAGAGGCUAAAGAAAGAAGCCGAGAGACGUGGUACUUGAGUUGGGCUCUCGAUACCAAUCAGGAAGAGAGAGAGAAGGGAAAGACAGUUGAAGUUGGCAGAGCGUACUUUGAAACUGAGAGAAAGCACUUUACUAUUUUGGAUGCACCAGGACACAAGAGUUUUGUACCAAACAUGAUUGGUGGUGCAGCGCAGGCUGAUUUAGCUGUACUUGUUAUAUCAGCGCGAAAGGGUGAAUUUGAGACUGGCUUUGACAGGGGCGGACAGACGAGGGAGCACGCUAUGCUUGCUAAAACAGCUGGUGUUAAGCAUCUUGUAGUACUAGUUAAUAAAAUGGAUGAUCCAACUGUUGAGUGGGAUGAGAAGAGAUACAACGAGUGCAGAGAUAAAAUUCUACCUUAUCUACGCAAAUUAGGAUUUAAUCCGUCUAAGGAUCUCACAUUUAUGCCGGUAUCGGGACAAUUAGGAAUUGGAUUGAAGGAUCCUAUUCCAGAGUCACUGUGCACAUGGUACUCGGGCCUACCUUUCAUACCUUUCAUCGAUUCCUUGCCGUCGUUAAAUCGUAAGAGUAAUGGACCAUUCAUCAUGCCAAUUGUUGAUAAGUAUAAAGAUAUGGGGACGGUGGUCAUGGGAAAGGUCGAAGCUGGUGAGGCGAAAAAAGGACAAGCGUUAUUAGUCAUGCCAAACAGGACAGCGGUUACUGUGGAUCAACUGUGGUCUGAUGACGAAGAAGUUACAUCAGUUGGACCUGGUGAAAAUGUGAAAAUAAAACUAAAGGGUAUCGAGGAGGAAGACGUCAGUCCUGGCUUCGUCCUCUGCGACGGCAAUAAUCCCAUUAAAACUGGCAAGACCUUUGAUGCCCAGGUUGUCAUAUUAGAACACAAAAGCAUUAUCUGCGCUGGUUACAGUGCAGUUAUGCACAUUCAUUGCGCAGCGGAGGAAGUCACUGUCAAGGCACUUAUAUGUCUUGUUGAUAAGAAAACUGGUGAAUAUAGCAAAACUCGACCGAGGUUCGUUAAACAGGAUCAGGUUGCUAUUAUGAGAAUAGAAUGUGCUGGAGUUAUUUGCCUUGAAAAAUUCAAACUAUUUCAACAAAUGGGACGAUUCACCCUCAGAGACGAGAAUAAAACAAUUGCCAUCGGCAAGGUGCUGAAGGUGGUCGAGUAGGAGAACCAUCGAAUUCCACCACUUUGCUCAACUUCGUCGAUCGUAACUGCAGGUCAAUGGCAAAUGAGAAUUUAAACAAUAAAUAGCAAUAUCACGUGUCUAUGUUGAUUGGCAGCAACACGAGAACAACAUUAGCUCCUAUUUAAUUGCAACGAUCCAUUGAGCCGCAACAAGAUGUUGCACAAAUCAACACUAGCAGAAUUGUUCGAAUCAGUUGAUCAAUUUCAAAAGGAAUAGUUUUGAAAAUCAUCUCUUAUUUUAUCCCCGAAGAGUUUUUGGGUAGUGGCAUCACACUUUUACACACAUUUUAAAACAAAAAAUAAUUGUGUUGCUAUGACAUCAUAGUUGUUUCUAUCCACUGCUCUCUUGUAUUUCCUUCAUACAUUCGUUCUGCUGAUUCCUUGUAGACAAUUGGGAUACGAGUUAAACAAACAAUACAUGAACGUGCGUGAUUCGUUUUUUUUUUUUCAGAAACUCGUGAAAACUUGUAGUGGCAAUUUUUUUAUCGUGAAGUUUAUGACGAUUUAACGACCUCUCGCAAAGAGGAUACCGUCAUUAUUUUCAAUUUAUUACUGUAACAUUGAGAUCUCUCACGCAAUCCAGAAUGUAAUCGGUCCAUCAAAUAUUUGAGGAGGAUACAUUUUUUUACGUGAUAUUCACUAAGAUGAAUAUUUCCCUCCUAUUCAUACAAUAUUUCAAUAUAAAUAUUUUAAAAGUUCUUUUAGUGUAAUUAUUUUUUUAAAUAUUUUUCACUAAUUAUUUUGUUCAUCAUUAUGAGAAAGAUUCAGUCACGCACGUUCACUCACGCUUAUAUGUAUCCCGGACUGCAUACAUCCAUGGUUUUGUCACUAAUUGAAACAACAAGUACUUUCGAGACAUAAACGCGCAUUUUGCAGACUCGAUGACGGCCCUUGGCAUUUCUGUGAGAAAACGAAAGAUAGUGAUUUAAAAUUGCCGGCAAAUCCUUAUUAUCCUCAUUAUCAAAGUAGAAACACAAAAAUUAAGUUCACCCGAGUGGAAAUGUCUCGAAACGCGUGGACUAAUUACUCAUUCGUCGACUCGAACCGCCAAAUUCAAAUUCGGCGCACAGAGUACGCAGUAAGUCUCGUAAAUGAUAAUGUGCAAGCAUACCAAGAAAUGGUAAUUAAUAAAAACAAAUUUGUGACGAUAUACUCGUUGGAAUGGACAUUACGAGGACAAGUGAGCCUCUUACACGAAGAAUUAAUUUCUUCUGAAACUCUCAUUGUUCUUUUUUUUUCUAUUUCUUAACGAAUGUACAAGCGUACAAUUAUUAAUUAUGCAUUAUUUCUGUUCAUUUCAAAUAGCGUAAUAGAAGUGAAAAUAUCCAUUGAUGGGAGAAACUCAAUACGAGGAAGAAACAAUUAUAAAAAGGGACAUUUUGUUUUUGUGUUGGAGAGAUUAAUAACUGAAGAUAAAUAAUUAUUAUGAAUUAUUAUAUCAUUAUUCUUCAUCAUUAGUGCUAAUAUCUAUUAAGAAUUAUUAAAUUGGUGGGUAAGAGGUGAUAAAAUGAAAGAGAGAAUCAUUAAAAUUAGUUGCAAGGGAAAUUUUAAGUGAGCCAAAAAAAUAACAAGUGAUUACACAAAAUACAAAUAAAAUUCGGCACGAAAUCGAAUGGUAAAACACGUCUUAUGCAACAAGAACACCUAAUUGAAAUAUUAUUAUUAUUAUUGCUGUAUUAUUAUUAUUGUACUGUUUCUUAUUUUAUUGCCAUUAAAAACGAGUUUACGAGUUUUUGAGCCACGGCCCAGGAAUCUUACCUUUACAUCUUAUUUGUAUCAAAUUUUUUUUUUAACUCAUCAAGGUGAUUUUUUUAAUUUUCCGGUAAUUGAAAUUUCAAGGGACAAAUGUAAGGCCUCAGAAGGUGAGUUUCCAGGAGAAAAACAAUAUGGAUCGUAUGUAAUAUACAUGUAAGGAUAUAUGCUUGAACACUCGACUUCCUUGUCGAUACCGAACGCAAAAAAAUAUAUUAUUAUAAUGAAAAACCUGAAAAAGUUAAAAAAAAAAAAAACGGAAAAAUCUGCAAGCGAUGGAUGAGAGUCAGAAGAUGUUUUACUUGAGUUUGAAAAAGUGCUUUUAACAAUGAAUGAUUAAUGCUAACUAAUAUAUGUAAUAAACAAUUUAUGACUUGACUUAACAAAUGAAUUAUCGCAAGAGAUGAUACGUUUUGCGUGUGCAGUUGUAACGAGGAUACAUAAAAGGGAUUAUUAAGAGGAUGAUAAAACAUUUCUUAGCGCAGUGAAGCCGUUGGGAAUUAGUGACCUACGGUAGUUACUUGUAAAAAAUAAGGAUCGGCAACGACCCCAUUGUUACUAUUAAUUAUUAAUUAAUAAGGUAGAAAUAAUGGAUAUUAUUAAUGAGGUAAUUGAAUAUAAUUAUGAGGAUAGACUGCGAGAUGCUGAUGAAAAUAUUAAAAUCGAUGGGAGACCCAGAUCGGCAUUCUCGCGCGUGUGAUUUUAUUGAAAGAGAAAAAAUGAGUAACAUUUAAUGAAAAUUCAAUCGAAGAUCAUUAAUCAAUAUGAAAAAACUCAAAAAGUUGAUUGAGAAUGGAAAAAUUAAAAUAGAUGUCCAAGAGGCUUAGCGUGAACCACAUAAAUGGCUCGCGGUCACAUUCAUAUUUUUAUAUAAUAUAUCACAUGCGCCACCAUUUUUAAUUAAUUAUCUGAGCCUGGCCGGUGGGAUCCGUUGAUCCUCCGUCCGUCGACCGGUGGAUGUAUAAAAAAGAAUUUUUUAAAAAUUUGGAGAAAACGGGACGUAUCAGUCUCUGAAUGGAAUUCAAAUAAUUUUUAUGGGCAUGACGAACAAAGCAUAAUUAGAUGAUACAUAAAAAAUUUAAAUCGCUUGAGAGAGUGAUACGCGCAAGGCAUUCUUAGAGGUGAUGAUAAUUUUUGACAAGAAAUGAAAAUUCCCAGAAUUAAUUGAAAUUCGAGAAAAAAAAAACGUGCAAAAUAAUAAUAAAAAUAAAACGAUUGAGGUGCGUGUGCGAGAGUGCUCUUAAUUGUAGGGUCAACAUUUGUACGAGGGACAUAUUCCAUUGCAUAAUUCAUCAUCGAGAAUAAUUUUCUCAAUCAAUGAAGAGCGCUUUUUGAUCGAAGAGAAGUGCACGUGGAUCCAUAAUCCACAAAUAUUGGAAAACUCAGUGGAGAGGGGUACACACUUUAAUUUCCU
Fopius arisanus is the source of this 5301-nucleotide messenger RNA. RefSeq names its product eukaryotic translation release factor 3 (gene eRF3). The transcript is spliced from 6 exons. Gene Ontology annotation, cellular component: translation release factor complex. NCBI's taxonomy places the organism in Eukaryota, Metazoa, Arthropoda, Insecta, Hymenoptera, Braconidae. The record is from RefSeq and is a predicted model, not a curated record. Gene Ontology annotation, biological process: translation. Bases 253 to 2115 code for a protein of 620 amino acids. Gene Ontology annotation, molecular function: GTPase activity; translation release factor activity; GTP binding.